CUAGCCAUUUUCUUCGAACUUUUUUGGUCAAUCUUCUUCUUCCUAGGAACAAAUAGAGAUAUGGAACACCAUGCUAGCACUAGUUCCAAUUCCUAUCAAUCUCUUGCUUUUUCAAGUAACUUUCUUCUUGAUCAUCGUCAACCUCAAAUAGAAGACGAAAACCCAUCAACAUUACCCAUGUUUGACUCUACUACAAAUGUCCCUUCAGACCAUAAUUUGCACACAAGUGUAAGUUACCAACCCCACAAUAAUCCCAAAAGGAAAAGAAGUAGAUUCCUCAGGAUUGGUAAUUCAUUCCCAAUUACAAAGUCAUCUUCUUCUUCUGGAGUUAUUAAGCCUAAAUGUACCAAAAAACCUCCAGACCCAAGUGCACCAAAAAUUACUCGGCCUUGUACUGAGUGUGGCAAGAAAUUUUUGUCAUUGAAAGCCCUUUUUGGUCACAUGCGUUGUCAUCCUGAACGCCAAUGGCGCGGCAUUAACCCUCCUCCUAAUUUCAGGCGACACAACGAUGACUCUUCUACUUCUGCUCCAGAAUUUAGCCCUAGACAAAAUAAAGUUUCUUCACAAACCCCCAAAUCACUUUCCCAUAUGAUUAUGACAGACAAGGACCACGACAUCGCUUCGUGCUUGUUACUAUUAGCCAAUGGUGGAUCAAAACCUGAUGAUAACGACGAACCUGAGAAUGUUGUGAGGGACAGGAUUAUAGUGGAUGCAUCAGCAGAGCCUUCAGCUUCGUCUUCAGGAGUAGGUGAAGCCAAGUGUUGUCGAUUCGAGUGUUCAAGUUGUAAGAAGGUGUUUGGAUCACACCAGGCUUUAGGUGGACACAGGGCUAGUCACAAAAAUGUUAAAGGUUGUUUUGCAUCAACUUCAGGUUCAGGACUAACACAAGCUCCUCUUAUUCUAAACCCUAAUGCACAUGAUCAUAUUACUACUAAUUUGGAUCUUAACUUCCCUCCUCCUGUCACAUUAAUCUCAGGUGAAGAUCAAUAUGAUUCUUCGUCUUCCUAUUCUUCUACUUAUUCAGGCUCCGCAUUGGACUUAAGGUUGAGGCUAUAAGGGCUUCAACUUUAUUACAUAAGUAGUCCUAUAUAGUAACUGACAUAUUACUAUAAUAGAAGCUUUU
Molecule: messenger RNA, 1123 nt
Organism: Nicotiana attenuata
Lineage: Eukaryota; Viridiplantae; Streptophyta; Magnoliopsida; Solanales; Solanaceae
Product: zinc finger protein ZAT3-like
Exons: 1
Coding region: 61-1056 (331 amino acids)
Source: RefSeq, a predicted model, not a curated record